This is a messenger RNA of Drosophila takahashii, 2905 nucleotides long. RefSeq names its product defective proboscis extension response 4 (gene dpr4). NCBI's taxonomy places the organism in Eukaryota, Metazoa, Arthropoda, Insecta, Diptera, Drosophilidae. Gene Ontology annotation, biological process: synapse organization. Gene Ontology annotation, cellular component: neuron projection membrane. The record is from RefSeq and is a predicted model, not a curated record.
ACCACAGCCACAUCGCAUUGUGCCACAUUUAAAAAUGAAAACAGACGAAGGAAUGAAGUGAAGGCCCAAGCCAAAAGCCGUUUAAUAACUAAAUCCCACGGAGCCAUCGUUGGUCACGUUCCGAGACGGAUACACAAAAUGCCUCUCCUCUCUCCGCGUAUCCUUCGUGAUAUUUGUAUCGUGUCUGUGUGCGAGUGUUCAGUCCCAGUCAAUGUGAGUGUGUACGCGUCAGUGUGAGUGUGCAUACCUAUAGGGCUCUGGCUGGCACCUAAUGUGGCCAACAUACACACACAUUGGCGAAUAUAAUAACACAAAGCCCUCGUCGUCCUUGUCGCUCGCCUCGCUGUCAUCAUCGUCGUGUGCGUGUCCGCAUCCGCAUCGGCAUCCGCGUCCGCGUCCGCGUCCUUGUGUCCAUGUGUCCGCUUCCGCCGAGCGGAUAUAUUUUCGAAAUCCGCGCUAUUAAGCCACGCACCCAGUAAGCCAAAAGUAAGCCAGACCAAAAUAGACCUAGGCAAAAGGGGCCUCGAACUUUUUGGCAUUGUCGAACGGAUUGAUUGGUGAACUGUGACGUUUCGACGAUUGGUGAAUUGGUGAAUUGUGUGUGGCAUUGUUGAAUGCUGCCUAUUGUGCAACUGUUGAAUGAGCAAUGCGAGCAGAGCCGCCUAAUUAUUGCGCAUUGCGCAAUCGAAUGUCGAAGCAGUAAAAUCAACCUCAGGGAUUGGCCAGCCAUCGAAGCCCCAGGAUUCCGGACUCCGGAGGAGAGGAUGACGUUGGUGUCAUUUGGAAGUCAUUGCGGAGACCCAUUAUUAAACCUUAAACCGUAAACGGAGCAAAUACAACAGCCGGCAGGAGCAGAGGACUAGGACUCCUUCGUCCUGAUCAGAGUAGCAGCAGCAGCAGCAGUCCGCCGAGUGGAGAGCAUAAACCAUGUGGACAACGGACUGCCCGAGAGCGUUGAAAGCGAUUUGCCUGGUGCCGCUGUGGCUGGUCCUGCUCCUCGAUUGCGGCCUGGUCAGCGGCGAGGUGCCGCCGCACUACUGGGAAACCCCAUACUCGCAGCCUUACUUCGACAACUCCUCGAGGCGCGAGGUCACCGCAACCGUGGGUCAGGCGGCCCUUCUGCACUGCCGGGUGCGGAAUCUGGGCGAUCGAGCGGUGUCCUGGAUAAGGAAGCGCGACCUACACAUCCUGACGGUGGGCAUUCUGACCUACACAAACGACCAGCGCUUCCAGUCGCUGCAUUCCGAGGGCUCCGACGAGUGGACGCUGCGCAUCUCAUCGCCGCAGCCCAGGGAUUCGGGAACCUACGAGUGCCAGGUGUCCACCGAGCCGAAGAUCAGCCAGGGAUUCCGCCUCAACGUGGUGGUGUCGCGGGCCAAGAUCCUGGGCAAUGCGGAGCUCUUCAUCAAGAGCGGCAGCGACAUCAAUCUCACCUGCUUGGCGAUGCAGUCGCCGGUGCCGCCAUCGUUCAUCUACUGGUACAAGGGCAAGCGGGUCAUGAAUUACUCGCAGCGCGGUGGCAUCAACGUCAUCACGGAGCGUUCCACGCGGACCAGCAAGCUGCUCAUCGCCAAGGCCACGCCGGCGGACUCGGGCAACUACACGUGCUCGCCGAGCAGCUCAGAUUCCGCCUCGGUGGUGGUGCACGUCAUCAACGGGGAGCAUCCGGCCGCCAUGCAGCACGGCAACAGCAGCGCCAGCAGCCUGCGCCCCCUUCGAGCCACCUCCGUGCCUUUCGUCCUUGCCGCCAGGAUCUCGAUGACGGUGGCGGCCGUCGCCUGGAACUGCAACUUCAACGGCAACGGCUGCAACUACUGGAACUGGAGCCCCGACUGGCGUUGGCACUGGAAACUGAAUUGGUUUUGGGGUAACUUGGCCGCCGGUUUAACUGGUCUCUGGAGCUGGAGCUGAUGCGGCUAAGGGCUAAAGGCUAAGGAUCGAAAUGAAAGAACUCCAAAACGCUGAGCAACAGUCCCGGCCAAGUUGGGACUGAGAACCGCUCCUCCCCAGGUGCAUUUAAUGAGGGCGGAGGAGCGUCUUACGAACUAGUGUACAUAUACAGUGUGUCCUUUAACGAGUAUUAUCUAUAAGACAUCCCCUUGGGCAGGCGGGCAGUAUUACGAAGGAACUUUUAAUCAACCACAGUCAACAGGAAGAGUCCAGGCAAACCAAAAGCACUAUCCAUAGCCAGAAAUUCAGAAAUUCAAGAGCAUACUAAACUAAAGAGCAGCUGUUUUUUGAGCUCACCCAAAAAAGCAGUGUUGUCAUUGUAUCUCAUUUGAAAUUCAUUUGGUUUUAGCCCAGGUUUAUAAUCACCACAGACCGGCCAAAAGUCAGCAAUUAUUGAAAACCUUUUGGUUUACAGUAUCAUUUGGGUUCAUUGAAGCAGAAAUGUCCGAUUGUAUAUACAAUACACAAACAUAAAUAAAUAUUUUAGGACCUCGAUUGUUUAUUUAUUUAUACUAAAAUCAUACACCCUGCACGAGGAGAGGAAAGGAGAAGUGAGCAGUGAAUUGGGGAAGGUUACCCCGGCUAUAUAUAGAUGGUUAUUCAGUGUAUAUGGAUAAGUUUUUAUCUGGUUGUCAGCCGCGAAAUUGUUCUACGUAGUCCAUCAUCUAGUUACUGUGUAAAAUAUUCAUACUUGAUAAUUGUACAUUUAGAGGUCGGUUUUAAGCGGUCUUGAUAAGACUUUUAAGCAGUAAGAGCGAACGGAUCAACGAUCCGGUCUCGGUUCAACCAAGAAUAGUAAAUGAAAUUACAGAAAAUUAUUAAACUAACGAAAACUGGUAAAUCGUAAAUGGUAAAUGGAUAAUGAAGCUAACCUAAGCAGAGUCAAGUAUGUUUUUCUGUUUAAACCAAAUGCAAAAAUAAACAAACAAUGUUUCUCCAUAAUAAAUGAAAAUAU